AUGCCGAAAUCCAUCUUGGUUGUUGCCGGCACUGGAAAGCAAGGCCGUGCUACAACUCGCGAACUUCUCAGCCACGGGCACACUGUGCACAUCUUGACACGAAAUCCCUCAUCCUCACCAGCCAAAGACUUGCAAUCCCUGGGCGCGGUAGUGCAUGCUGGAGACCUAGAAUCAAUCGGGACAAUCCAAGCUGCGCUGGACAAUGUGGACACGGUCUUCCUCGCCAUCCCCGCCCACCCGGUCACUGAAGUCCCACACGCCAAGACAUUCAUCGAAGCAGCAAAGAGCAAGAAUGUCAAGCAGAUUAUCUACUCAAGCGUCGCACGCACCGGCGAGCAUGAGAGUUUUCCAGGCUGGAACGACGAGUAUCCUAUGGCGUGGUAUUGGAAGAAUAAACACACGGUCGAGAACAUGAUACGCACAUCAGGCAUAGCGCAUUGGACUAUUCUCCGCCCAUCAGCCUUCAUGCAGAACUUCUGCCGCCCUGAGGUUGAAUUCAUGUUCCCUGGUCUCGCAGAUGCGCAUGAGCUGCGUGUCGCGUUUGACCAAGACACAAAGCUCGAUCUCAUAGAUGUCGCUGAUAUUGGCAAAUUCGCAGCGGCUGCGAUCGAGGCGCCAGCGAAGUAUGCAGGGGCGGAAAUAGCAAUUGCGGGGGAAAGGUUGACGACAGCGGAGAUGGCUCAGCAGCUUGGGAAGAUUCGUGGUGUAGACAUCAAGGCGGUAUACCUUGACGAUGAGCAGGUCAAAGCGCUUGUUGCGCAGGGUUAUAUCGCUUUGGAGGCACAGAAGUGGCAGAAGGAGGUGGGCUAUCGUGUUGAUGCGGGAGCUUUGGAGCGGUAUGGCGUUCCUCUUACUCCGCUGGCAGAAGCUUUGGAUCGGGAUGCUCUGGGGUGGUAA
Messenger RNA from Parastagonospora nodorum SN15, 897 nucleotides. RefSeq lists its product as hypothetical. The record is from RefSeq and is a predicted model, not a curated record. NCBI's taxonomy places the organism in Eukaryota, Fungi, Ascomycota, Dothideomycetes, Pleosporales, Phaeosphaeriaceae. The transcript has a single exon. Bases 1 to 897 code for a protein of 298 amino acids.